Molecule: messenger RNA, 1476 nt
Organism: Elephantulus edwardii (Cape elephant shrew)
Lineage: Eukaryota; Metazoa; Chordata; Mammalia; Macroscelidea; Macroscelididae
Product: protein FAM110C-like
Exons: 4
Coding region: 1-1476 (491 amino acids)
Biological process (GO): positive regulation of cell migration; regulation of cell projection assembly
Cellular component (GO): cell cortex
Molecular function (GO): alpha-tubulin binding
Source: RefSeq, a predicted model, not a curated record
AUGUUACAUCCAGAGUUUGUCAGAGGGAAAGUUAAUGAGCAAGUUACAGUAAAAAACGAGCUGAGAAAGCAGACUGCCCCCCUUUCCCACACGCGCUGCCAGCUCAGCGGCCAGUCAGCCUGGCCCGCACGCUCUCCCAAGGUGAUUGGCUGGCGAGGCCCGGGAGGCUGGUUCGGCUGGAAGGUAAAGCCGCUGGCGGGCGGCGCCCGCGCUGAGCAGAGCGCAGAGGAGCGGCCGGUGGGGCGCGGCAGACACUGGCCAGCAAUUCACCAAUUAGCGCGAACUUCAGAGUUCACCUCUACUGCUGACUUGGGCAAGCGGGGAGUGGCGGUCACUCGGGUGCGAUUCGCCAAUCAGCGCGGGUUUGAAGUUCGCCUAGGGGCGAGCCCGGAAGCCCGCAGCCUGUGCCUGAGCGCCUUUACGCCCACAGUCGGUGCGGUGAUGGCUGUGCCGGCGGGGGUCGCGCCCCGCGUGAGGAUGCAUGUCCUGCCUGCUUUCGACGCGUCCCUGAGCGAGCGGCUUCUACACCGCGGCCCCGAGUACCUGCGCCGGCACCUGGAAGCCCCGCGGCCAGCGCGCACGAGCGCGGUGGAGAGGCUGGCGGCCGACCGUGCCAAGUACGUGAAGAGCCAGCCGGUGAGCCGGAGGAACUCCCGCAACACUGGUGGCGGUGGCGGGGAGGAGAAGGCAGUGGGCUCCUCCCAGGCUCCCUCCUGCGCCCCGGCCCCGGCCCCGUGCCCUGUGCCUCGCAGGGCCAUUGCCCGGAGGCCCUUGAGGCCGGACUCACUGGUCAUCUACCGGCAGAAAUGUGAGUUUGUCAAAGGGUCGGGCCCCGACAGCUCCAGGGUGAGCUUGGUGAAGAAGUUCUUCCAAGGACCUGGCAGAGAUAAGACGUUGGUGCCCCCUGAGAUGCCUAAAGUAAGAGAAGAGGGCAAAACCGAGGGCAGUGAGGUCAGAACUCAGGGCGAGGGUGUGGCCCCUAGCAAGGCUGCAGUGAAUAGCGUGCUCUCUGACCCUGUUAUCAGUUCAGUGCCCUCUGCGCCAUCUGCACCCUCCCUAGAUGAGGGUGAACCCAGCAGAUGGCAAGCUGCGCCCCUUGGUUCUGAACUCCGAGAGGUGAAGCGCAGGGGCCUGCACCGCUCACAGUCGGACAUCAGUUCCCGCUACUCUAAGUCCUUUGCUGAGUUUGACACCUUUUUCCAGUACUGCGGCCUGGACCCUGAGGUGGUGGAAGAACUUGGCAGGGAGAACUUCUCUGCAGGAUCAGAUCACAUAGCCUACAAAGUCCGCAGUGUCAGCAUUGCCACUUCCGACAGCGGUUUCUCCCACCAAAGCGGUGGAGAGAACGGACUGCAGGAAGAUGAGCUGAUAGAACAAGUCCCCACCACCACCUCUGUCAUCGAGAAGAAUGCCCGCAUCAUCAAAUGGUUGUACACCUGUAAGAAGGCCAAGGAGACCCCCAGUAAGGGCCUAUAG